AUGGCGGCGCUGUCAUCAAUCGAAAAUGUCAUGGCUGUGGACCUCCCUGGAUACAACGUCGACCCAAGCUCUGUAUCCGUUUCGGGACUAUCAUCCGGCGGCUUCAUGGCAGCCCAGCUUGGAAUUGCGUAUUCCGGUACAUUCCGCACUGGAUUUGGUGUCUUUGCUGGCGGCCCGUUCGAUUGUGCUCGAAACCAGCAGGUCAGUGACUAUGGCUGUCUCAUGGGCCUGAUCAUAAGUUUCUUACAAGUAUCCAAGUACUCUCUGUGCAUGAACAACGGAAGUCCCAAUAUUCAGACCCCAACACAAAAUAUGAAAACGUGGAGCGCAAGCCAAAUCGAUGACGUAGCAAAUCUAAAACAGCGCAAGAUAUUCAUGGAAGUAGGCACAUCUGACUCCACCGUCGGCCCGAACCCCAUGAACGCCCUGAAGCAACAGCUAUCUGGGUUCGCAACCGCUGGAAACAUUGCAUUCGUAUCUCGGUCAGGCCAGGCGCAUACCUUUCCCACAGACUUUGACAGCAGCGGUAACAACGCCUGUGGAUCAAGUUCGUCGCCGUAUAUAUCCAACUGCGGCUACGAUGGUGCCGGUGCGGUCCUGAAGUGGAUGUACGGCACUUUGCUAGCUCGAUCAUCCAGCGCCCAGGGAACUUUUGUCAAUUUCGCCCAGUCGGGGAAGUAUGGGUCCCUGGGCAUGGAUCAAACAGGAUACCUCUACGUUCCGAAGUCCUGCCAAGACGGAUCCAAAGUCUGCAAGCUGCACGUUGCGCUCCACGGGUGCUUGCAAACUAUCUCCGACAUCCAGAACAAGUAUACAGUGAGCACCGGGUACAAUCUGUGGGCAGAUGCAAAUGAUAUUCUAAUCCUGUAUCCCCAAGCCGUUCAUGAUCCCACGCCCAGACAGGCCUGGCAAGGUCUAGUUCCCAAUCCGAAUGGCUGCUGGGACUGGAUCGGCUGGUAUGGUCAGAACGCGGAUCAAAUAGGGGAUGACUGCUAUAGUCAACCAAGUAAACCAAAUCACCAGCGGUUUCAAGCCGGGUGGCGGCGGCUCACCCUCAACUACAUCAAGUCCGCCCGUUGGCAGUUCAACAACAUCUCAAGAGCUACCUUCGACAACUGCCACUGUUCCUAA
This is a messenger RNA of Purpureocillium takamizusanense, 1131 nucleotides long. RefSeq lists its product as uncharacterized. The record is from RefSeq and is a predicted model, not a curated record. The transcript is spliced from 3 exons. The coding region runs from base 1 to 1131 and encodes 376 amino acids. NCBI's taxonomy places the organism in Eukaryota, Fungi, Ascomycota, Sordariomycetes, Hypocreales, Ophiocordycipitaceae.